UGGUGCGGUCCGUCGCGGCGUGGAGAACGGGAGCUCUCGCGCUUCCUGCCUCCCUCGCGGAGUUCCCCCGUCGAAAGUACUCCCUGGUCUCUCGUCGCGUCUCUCGCGCGUUCUCGACGCUGCCCUCCGGAAGCCUUCGAGAGACCCUCCCCCGGAGGAAGAGAAACGGAAACGUGUACGCUUCGCGGAUCCUCGAAUUACGUGCGUAUAAAUAUUUCGGCUGCCGAAAACUCGAGGUGCGCGUCUCCGAUCGGGUCUCUUCCUCCUGCGGGACAAGUGAGAUAUAUAGCCUGACGGUGCAUUCCUCGGACGGAGGCGCACUCGGGAUCCCCCCCGAGUCUCUCCCUCCCGUCCUCUCUUUCCUUUUCGUCACGCGGACGGAAUGAUUGGAAGCGCGACGCGUGAAGGUCUUGUCGGCCAACGUUUGGACGAACGUGCGUAAGCGUAAGCGCGAAAUCCUUCCCGGAAGUCCGUCCGUCGCGAAGUCCUUUGACCAUCGUUAGCCGCGAUGAAGACCGUCGUUUUCUGUUCGACGUUCCUCUUGAUGUUGGCGUUGAUCGCCGGAUCAACUAACGACUGCCAGGAUCCCAAUUUUCACUCGCUGGAGACGCCGGAGUCGUCCAAGCUCGAGUGCGGCCCGGCCUUCAAGGACCGCUGUUACUGCCUCCGAACGUGCUACGACGGUCACCACCAGUACGUCGUGAAUUGCACGGGAACCGGAUUCCACGACACGUCCCCGCUGGCGCAUCUACCUAACGAGACGCAAGUGCUAAUCUUCACGGGGAACGAGCUGGAGGAGCUGCCCUGGAACGUUUUCGGCACCCUGGACAGUCUGCCGUAUCUGAGGGUGAUCGACAUGUCGAACAACAAGAUACGCGAGAUACGCGGCAAGGCCUAUCACCACGUGCAGCACGUGGAGCGUCUCAUACUCGACUUCAACGAGCUCUCGUUGGAUCCCGCGAGGAGCCACCCGAGGGUGUUCUCCAAUUUCAUCUCCCUCCUGGAGCUGCACUUGACCGACGCUUUCGAGGACGGCCCACCGAGGAACCUGGCGUCGACGCUCCACGACAUCUUCGUGAACAGCAACCUCACACGGCUGAUAAAACUCCAUCUCGAACAGAAUGAGAUCUCGGAGUUUCGAGAUGUCAACGUGUUCUGCGAUCUACCGAAUCUCCUCGACCUCCAUCUCGGCGACAACGAGCUGAGCGCGCUGCACUUCAAUCUGUCGUGCCUGCACAACCUGCGCUUCCUGGAUCUACGGCGGAACAAAUUCACGAGGGUGCUCGAGCGCGAUCUCCACACCAUGGACAAUCUCGCCAAGCACGAUCGGCCCGUAGACUUUUCCGUCGACUUUUCCGGCAAUCCCUUCGUGUGCACCUGCAGACUCAAUCCGUUCAUCCAGUGGAUGAAGAAGACGAAAGUGUUCAUUCGAAACAAGUCCCUCCUACAGUGCUACGAUGGUAACGUAACCCGCGAUUUCCACGAAACGAGGAAUUGCCCUACGAAGCUGCUAGCUUCCACCCGGCGAGGAGGGACGACGGUGGUGCUUUGCUUCCUCUCGAUGGUGCUGGUCGCCCUGGUGUGCGCUUUGGUGUAUCUGCAAAGGGCGACGAUUCAGAAGAAGAUCGAGCCGGUAUUCGACUCGGUCAGCAAGAGGGUGCGGUACACCUCGAUAGCGAAUGGUGACACCCGCGAGGAUGUGUGAACGAAGAAAAAGGAGAGAAACUGUUUUCUAGUAAACGGAAAGUUUCUGCUUUGAGAGAUAGGAGGUUUGUAUGAUCAAAUUUAUGGCAAAAUUGACGAAUUUAUUUCGGGGAAAAAAAAACAAGUGGAUAGUUCUUCAUUUAGGUAUUAUUUAUUACUAUAUUUAAGAUAUAAGAAUUUAAGUUACAGUACAAAACUUAUUAAAAAUAUAAGGAUUUUUCUGUCACUGAAGACAAGCCCGAAAAUUUUAAGUUUCUCGCGUUUUGCCACGAUUCCGUGACUUAAAUUAAUUCUAAGCAAUCUGUUAUUUUCUGGUCUAGUUUUUCUCAGAAUACUUUGCUCUAUAGAUUCAACUUAAAAUAGACUAUUAAAAAAUGUGUUUACAAAAUAAUAACAAUAUAAAUAAUGCAAAAAUUAGUCUGAAGUUUUCUAUGAUAGUACAAAACAUCUAAAUAGAGAACUGUGUCCAUUUAUUCCUUUCCCUGAAAUAAAUUCGCAAAUUUUGCUUUCAGUUUGACCACAUAAACUUUCCGUCUCUUUUUUUACUUAAUAAAAAUUUUCAUUCUCGUCUCGCGAAAGUAUUAGUGAGUUCGAUAACUCAGCUUAUCCGUUUCGCUCGUUUCGAUGCGAAAAGCGCUAGGGCACAAUUAAUUAAAAAUCGCGUUCCGCGAAAGAAGCUUCGCGCACGCAAAACUUUUGUAAAAUAUCUUCAGCUGUAACGGUAUCGCCGUUUUAUACCAAGUUAUUCAUGGCUCGAUAAUUCGCGCGCUCGCAACGGCGCGUAAAAUUGAGCAUGAAUUUUCAUGUUCGGCGAAUUUUCAGGUAUACCGCAUACACUCAACGAGCGAUAUCGAAUUGUGAUUAAUGCUACCUAGUAUUCAAAUUAACGAUUUACGAUGUAAUCCGUUUAUAAAUAAAUGUUAUUUAUUAUAACAA
Messenger RNA from Wasmannia auropunctata (little fire ant), 2640 nucleotides. Its product is annotated as slit homolog 1 protein. Gene Ontology annotation, cellular component: membrane. The record is from RefSeq and is a predicted model, not a curated record. The transcript has 5 exons. NCBI's taxonomy places the organism in Eukaryota, Metazoa, Arthropoda, Insecta, Hymenoptera, Formicidae. Bases 509 to 1705 code for a protein of 398 amino acids.